Molecule: messenger RNA, 1437 nt
Organism: Colletotrichum fioriniae
Lineage: Eukaryota; Fungi; Ascomycota; Sordariomycetes; Glomerellales; Glomerellaceae
Source: RefSeq, a predicted model, not a curated record
AUGUCCAUCCCCGGUUUGGGCCACCUCGUGGCGCCACAACCGACGUCCGCGAACCAAACCCGCACAAUCCGCCUCCAGCCCUUCUGGGAAUGGCGCUUCCAAGUCGCCUUCGACACCCAAAUCACUCUCAAACUCCUCUCCGGCACCGCCGAAAAAGACGGCACCGAGCUCGCCCUUCAGCACAUCUACACCUUUGCCGGCACCAAGUCCAAGAUCCUCACCCUGCAGGGAUGCGAGCUCGAGGUCGAGGGCGUGCUGGCGGACGAGUCCGUCGCAGAGUACGCCAAACCGCAAGACUCCCCCGCCAACUCGGUUCUGAACCUGCACUUCCAGCUCACCGCCAUGCGCCAGCGCGCCGCCGCCGAGAGGAGGGAGGGCCCGCGGAUCGCCGUCUGCGGACCGCCGACGAUGGGCAAGACGAGCCUGACGAGGACGCUGACGAGUUACGCCGCAAGGGUGGGCGCGCAGCCGUUGGUGGUGAAUACGGAUCCCAAGGAGGGGAUGCUGAGCUUGCCGGGCACGUUGAGCGCCAGCGUCGUCGGGUCGCUGUUGGAUGUUGAGGCUGUUGACGGAUGGGGUACGACGCCGACGAGUGGACCGAGUCAGGUGCCGGUGAAGCUGCCGCUGGUGUACUACUACGGCCACGCGAGCUCCGUGGAGGACCCGGCCAAGUACAAGGAGCUCGUGAGUAAGAUGGCGGCGACGGUGACGUCGAGGCUGGGGCAGGAUCCCGAGGUCAAGGGGUCGGGUAUGAUUAUUGAUACGCCGGCCGUGACGGAGACCAACCAGGUUGGCAUGGAGAACUUUGUACACGUUGUGGAGGAGCUUUCGGGUAUGUUUCCUUCUGUUGUGACGCACUCCUCCUUCAACUUCUCUGUUGGUACUAACAGAGUGGCAGUCAACAUCAUUAUUGUGUUGGGCUCAGCGAGUCUCAACGCCGAGAUCUCUACGCGCUUCUCGACGGAAAGGACCAGCCUCGGCGAAAAUUAUAGCAUCCUCCUCUUGGAGAAGUCAGAGGGUGUGGUCGAGCGCGACGUGGGCUACACACAGCAGGCCUGCGAGGCGUCCAUUAAGGAAUACUUCUUCGGUAGCAUCGGCCAGACGUUGAGUCCCGCCACGCAGCAAGUCGACUUUGACAGCCUGGCGAUAUAUAAACUAGGAGAUUACUCCAUGUACGGCGGCGGUGCCGACGAGAGCCUGAUGCGCGUGGACCCCGCACAGCUGAUGGCCCAUUGGACGCUGGCCAUCGUCUACGCCUCAGUCAAGGACUCGCCAGAGACGAUACGGACGGCCAACGUGAUGGGAUACGUGUACAUUGCCGACAUUGACAAGGAGAAGCGCAAGUUGAGGAUCCUGGCGCCGGUGAGUGGUCGGUUGGGGGAUAGGCCGCUGUUGAUGGGCAAGUGGCCGGAGCCAUUUAUCAACCUGUUGGGAUAG